CGGAACUAAUGUAUCACUUCUGGUUUUCUGCCGGUUAAUAAAACUGGUGCACUGGCGGUUUGCUUCAAAACAUUAUGGCGUCGAGAAGAACAUCAACAGCGCCAAGUAGUUUUAAAAGUGCCUCCACCGACACUAAAAGCUCUAAAAGUGGGAGCAAUGCUAUUAAAGCCACCGCCUGUGGAACUGGGACGAAAAGUGUUAAAACAAGUGGGACGACUGUCAAGUCUCGAUAUUUGCAGUCUGCAGAGAAGUCAUCUCUUUCAAAGAGUAACUCACUGACCAAUGACUCCAUUGCUGUGCCGCUGAGGCCUUCCUCACCUAAACCCGGUGGUGUCAAACCACCAAGACGCUCAAUGGCCCAACAGCCUCUAGCAACAUCGACGAUGUCAUGUGAAACUGAGCCUUCAUUGCUUGGGAGAAGUAUUCUGCAGUCCACUUUCUCAGAUGGACACUGCUUUCUACCAAAUUUUGAUAUUUCAGUCAUUAAAGAAAAAACAAUGUUGAAAAAUGCAGCAGAGCCAGAAAGAAAUCCAGAGAUUGAGAAGAGGAUCAUUGAGAUGCAAACAUUCCUUCUGGCCUACCUCACAGCUAAGAUGGAGAGCAACACCGCGAAGCUCAAUGCCGAGGCAGAGGCGAGGAUCAUGCAGGAGAUGGAGGAAGAAGAGGCGCUGUAUAAUGAGGUCCAGGAGAAGAAGCGUCACUACCUCCUCAUGGAGAAGGACAGGCUGGUGAAUGAGCGGCUCGAUUUACAGAUCGCUGCUCUGACUCCUGUGGCACAAACGGCCAAGCAGUUCACAAAUCACUACAAGUCUUUCGCCACAGCUGUUGACACCACCCGGCAUGAGCUCCCAGUGAAGAACUUCUACAUCGACGGGGACAGAAGAGAAUUUCUAGAUAAAGCUGAAGCUUGCCUGAAGGAGAGUGAGAAGUUGUUGAUGGAGUGCACAGAGGGAGAUCAGAAGGACAACAGCACUUCUCUAGCGUGCCUAAGGGACAUGAUCACGACAUCUAAGGACAUCAGUCAGCAGCUGUCAGGUACGUUUUCAGAGCUACUGGAGCUGUCAUCAUUGGUCUGUCGCCAUACAAUCCAUGUCCAGCAGGCCACGGAGGAAGAACAGCUUGGCCCUGCAAAAACCCACAAGCUCUUCUGCCCCAAACCAUGAAGGAUACCACACAGCAUGGGAUACACUGUACAUGCACAUUGGAUACCCCUCAACCCCAGAUUUGAACCCGGAUUGCAUGUAUUUGUACUUUUUGUGUCUUGUUUUUAUGUAUACUGUCUGUCUGAUUACCUUUGCAGAUGUAUUAUGAUAUUGUAAAUGUUGACUAAUGACUGAUACUGUUUUAUAGAUGGAAUAUUGUUAAUAAAUACAACAAAAAAUCAAAUUUAA
This is a messenger RNA of Cottoperca gobio, 1391 nucleotides long. It is a transcript of the gene haus8, whose product is annotated as HAUS augmin like complex subunit 8. The transcript is spliced from 10 exons. The coding region runs from base 75 to 1163 and encodes 362 amino acids. The record is from RefSeq and is a predicted model, not a curated record. Lineage: Eukaryota; Metazoa; Chordata; Actinopteri; Perciformes; Bovichtidae.